AUGGCGUCGUCGGCAUCGUCGGUUUCGUCUGAGGAGGAUGUUUCGUUCUUCGAUGCCAUGGAGGCAGGAGAGGAAGCCAAUCGGGUGGCUGGCGCUUCUCCAAGCGAGCGUCUGCAAUUAAACACGUCAAUCCCACUUCAAGGCGCGACCGUCGCAGCGAGAAGACGACCACAGACUGUCAACGGAGACCACCUCUCCACACGGCGCAAUAGCGUGCCCAUCAUUCCACAGCACCUCCUCUCAACGGGCAAGAGAGCGACGUUGCAGCCGCGCGCCGCCAGAUCCAGCGUCGCCAACAAGGAGUCGAGGUCGACCCUUCUCCGCCCAUCGUCGCCUGUGCUACCUAUACAGCGCCCUUCCACUUCCGGCGGCGAACACCAACGUCGAGACUCAGCGCGUGAUUCACGCGGUCAUCAUGGCGGAAUAACAAACACUGCCCCGCCGCCGAGACCCACCAUUCUCACCACGCGUCGCAAGUCGUUUUCCACCAUACCUGCGCAUUCGCACGAAGAUACGCUCGCGAAGCUGGAAACCGGUUCGACAAGGAGCGAGUUUAGCAAGAUGAAUCGCUUGAAGGCAAGGAAGAAUGACGACUUGUUUCUCGAGUUGGCCAAUGAUCAGUCGGACUCUGACGGCGCGAGACCACCCAGUCGCGGCGAACGCGCGGCGAGUCGGAUGUCUCAGGGAGGCAAAAGGUAUUCGCUACCAUACCAAGAGAGGAGGCUGCCCUUUUCCAACGACAACAGGCCGAAGACGAGCGGCUAUGUGCUGGGAAACAGGGCACCUUCGCGACUAGGAACUUCAGGCUCAGAUACGCAACGUCACGCAGAACGACACAGGAAUCUAUCCAGCCGCGCAGGGUACCAAACAGAUGAUGCUGCGUCGGGUUCAGCAUUGUCGAGCUCAAAUCGACGCCAGCGCUACACAACACUUCCUGAGCAAUCUGCAAGCUCACCUGCGCGGCCUGCUGACCGUGUCAGAUCUCCAGAACUGCCGCACUACGGGAGACGAAGACCUUCGUUCGGACCUGCACCAUCAACAGCGCAAACAAAUCGAGCAGGCCAGCAGAAUGCGAAGCAACAUGAUUCCUUCAGCGAGUCGCCAGCAGAGAGUUCGGAGCCAAAGCAGUCAAACCCCGAUUCUGCAUCAGUAGACUCAGACACAGCUGACACCGUGUGGGAUGAGCUUGAUGACUUAAAAUCACGAAUCAAGAAGCUUGAGCUCACUGGCAAGAUGCCGCCUACGUCUGCCGCUGCGGUAUCAGGUGAGUCUAGCGAACGGCCCAGGACUGCGACUACGGCACCUACGACGAUCGACUCCUCGCCGAAACACGAUAAGCCGGAGAAGAAGCAGCAGUCUGAAAAUGCGCCCGAGACUCAGAUCAGCGAGUACGUCGUCGGCGGACCAAGUGUUGCGAGUAUCCACCCGACGCUACAUGGGGCGCUUGCGAAAGCGAAACCAUUGCUCAGCGGCGCGCUGUAUCGAUCUCUGGAAGCAACAGCGGCCGAUGCAUUGCAACUCGCAGCCAUGACCGGCAGCGCAGGACCGCAAGGCACGACCUUCUCCGCUGCAGCCAUCAUCAACGGUGUCACGGCAUCGGACAGGCAUGUACGCCGAAAAGCAGACACCAUGUGUCGCAACCUCACCGACUUGUGUAUUGCUCUAUGCGAAGGAAAGCAUGACGCACCAAGCGUCACUGCUUCUCCAGUCACGCUUGCCACGCCGUUAUCCAACUCGCCGUCCCUGCGCUACCCUCGCAGCAGCCUAGGUCCUACGGAUUCUCUUACAAGAGUCAAUAGCCGUCCCAUGAGUCGCCUCGAGGCUCGACGAACCAGCAUUCUGGGCUCGCAAGCAGGCAGCAUCGGCGCAAGCCCGAUCGGUGGCGACGACGUUUCUGCAUCUGAGCAGGAAACCACCCCUUCCAUCAGCAGGAAAGACGAUCAGCUGCGCAUCCCUCGUCCGCAGAGCCGUCUCCAGCGCAUCCGCCAACAGCACUACAAUAACCAGGCCUCUGACGACGACGAUCCCACCAUCCGCCCACCCUCUCGAGCCAUGACAGACAUUGGUCGUUCCAAACCUUCCGGGCCACGCGAAUACAGCACGCCCCAACGCUCGCCCAACUUACGCGACUCCCUCGUUGCUCGACGAGCGAAUGCCAGCGCUUACGAGGGCAAUCGUGAGCUGUCUCGUGUGGCUUCACUGAACUCUGAAUCUGGCCGUACAAGGCGCUUCCUGGACCCUUCAACGCCACCAGUGCUGGAAGAAGAAGACGGCGGUGAAGGGCAGGAGUACCGGGCUGUGUCGACGCAGGCUUCGCGGAGGGUCAUGUCGUUGAAUAGGCAUGCCCCUAGGAGCAGUGGGAGGGAGAGGGAAGGGAGGGUGGCAAGUCUGGCUGGGAGGAGAGCUGGGGUGGCGGUGGAGUGA
Molecule: messenger RNA, 2424 nt
Organism: Saxophila tyrrhenica
Lineage: Eukaryota; Fungi; Ascomycota; Dothideomycetes; Mycosphaerellales; Extremaceae
Exons: 2
Coding region: 1-2424 (807 amino acids)
Source: RefSeq, a predicted model, not a curated record